AUGGACAAGGAAAGUAUUUUGUCUCCUCCGGGUCCAUUUCUAACACCGAGCCCGUCGCCAUCGAUACCAGCAAGUCCUCGGUUGCAACCGUCACCUUCGCAGUCACCGUUUUCUCAGCAACAGGAUAUUCUGCUGGUGACCAACAGCACCAUUGGUAAUGUGACUCAGGAGCAAGAUCGCAAAACAGGAGUAGCAGGGCGACGUCAAUCAUUUAGUCAACAACAAUCCGCUCUCGUUCAGCAACAGCAACUGCUGAACCACAGUACCAGCCCAAAUGCCGGAACAGUUGUGUACCGUCCUAGUCCUACGCAGUCUCCUGCGGGGGCUACGACCUACAGCAUCUCGACGACACCUGGAAAUGAGUUCAAUACGACUCUAGUCGGGUCGAACAAUAUUUCACUCAAUAAGAAGGGUCGCAAAUCGUCCUCGGUUAGUGCUAUUCAACAACAACAUCAGCAACAACACCACCACCUCCUCCCACAGUCACAUGCAGGCCAUGGACAUGGAACAUUGCCCCCCGCCAGUAGCCCGAAAGCGGCGAAAAAAGCAAUGCAACAGAACCAGCAACAACAGAAUCCAUACCAACAUCACCACGCCGCGGUAUCUUUCGUUGGAAGUCCCAUCGCAAGCCCCAGUCCGAUCGCAAGCCCGAACGGUGGUUCGAUACUGCUCACUACCGGUAACGGAACAGGAGCGAAUGUGGCUGCUGGAACAUCCAGCACGUCUAGCCUGGCUGGCUCGACACAACUAAGACCACCGACACCACAACCUAUCAUUCAACAGUAUCCUGUUGUGGGCACCGGAAAUCAAAUAGUGCAAAUUUUCCAAGGUUCCCAGUUUGCAAUAACCCAGUCGCAACCUGCCACGGCGACAGCAAUAACUCAGCAGCAUCACCAGCUCCAGCAGCAGAGCGGGCGCCAUACAACAAUAGUUUCCCAGCCCAGUCCACAGCAGCAGCAUCAGCUAAACCAAACAAACGUGCAACAGCAUAUACCGUUACAGGCGAUACAAGCGCAGCAGCUUCAUAGCAUUCAGCAAUCACCAUCGCAUCAGCAACAGUUCGUACAGCAACACAUCAUAGCCGCUACUUCCGUUGCAUCGAGCGCGAUACCAUCGACUGCUUCUACUGCCUGUGUUACGUCUACCGGUGGUUUAGUUUUAACUGGAACUGGACUCCAGAGCUCCCCGUCAGCCGGUACUGGAAGCGGUGGCAAUGUUACAAAUGUGAAACAUCACAACAAAGGACCACAACAAAUACUUCCAAAGCCUGCAACUGCGACUCCUUCAGUUUCGCCGACGUCUUCUACAUCAUCGUCAUCAUCUGCUUCUUCUACACCGAUGGCUGUGCAUCAUCAGCAAAGUCCCCAUCAAGCGACCGCAUUUGUUUCAAGUUACGGCUCCACCCCGAUAGUACACGGCUCUAAAACGAUUGUAGCGCAGCCGAAGACGGUCACUUCUGUGUCGCUGCCGACCGUAGUAUCGCAACUGCCGGCUCAGAUACAGGUUUCCCAAGCGGGUACUGUCGUAAGUGCCGGUGGCGCUACCCAAGUGCAUUUUACGACAACAGGGACUCCCCAAUCACAGGGUUCCACGCUGAACACAGCGCAAGUACACGGACAAAUGGUUACCACGACAACACAGCCGGCGGGUUCACAACAGCCAGGGGCCCCAUCACAACAAAACGCCACAGCAGCAGCACAAAAUGGUUCCAUCAUUCUACCCACGGGAAACAUUAACGCUCAGCCAUUGUUGCUUAACCAAAUGCCGGUGUUGGUACAACAGAAUACACCCCAAGGGGUACAGCUAAUACUGCGUCCGCCAACACCACAGCUAGCUGCGCCGAGUUUGGUUAUUCACAAUACGAGACCGCAGUUGCAACAGCCUCAACCGCAGCAAGUGCUUCGAAUACUUAACGCAAAUGGGACGAUGCAGUUGGCGACCACACCAACGUUUAUUGUUUCGUCCCAGGGCAAUCUGGUUCAGCAGAACAUAUCCGGACUGAAGACAAACCAGGGUGUACCAUUAACGCAGAUUCAGGGGUUACAGGGACAGAGGCAACCACAGCAAAUAACAGCCGCCAUUAAUCAACAUCUUUUAAGCCAAGGUGUCGCGCAGAUACAGAAUCUUCAGCUGAACGGGAAUUUAGCCCAGAUACAGAUGCCAAACGGCCUCAAUGGGCAACUGCUCACCACGUCUCUCCCAGCACAAUUCCAACAGGCUAGCGUCGGUAGUUUUGGCAUUCAAAAUCAAAACAUUAACUUAAAUCAGCUGGGCAGUGUGAAUUUGCAGCUUGCCACGGGACCCGGAGGUGCAACGUUUGUGUCUCCUUCUUCUACGCCAGGAGCUACCCCAGGAUCAGCACCGACUGGGGAAAUCGUUGUAAACGCUCAAAACAUUCAAUUUACCGCGAAUCCCGGAACUACACCCAACGCAAUUACUGUUAACGCUCAGGGCACACCACAAACGCAACAAACUCAAGUUUCACAACAGCAACAGCAGCAGCACCCGACAGGUGGUCAGCAAAUUUUAACUGCUUCAUCGAUAGAUGGGCAGAUUCAAACAGCUCAAAUUAUUCCUACUGUUUCGACCGACGCACUGAGAAACCAUAAUCAUCAUGCCGGGAAUCCAAUCCUAACGACCGCCUCCGGUCAGCAAGUGAUCGUUACUGACGGUAUUAAGGCACAGAUUCAUGCACAAGCUAUUUCAGCGCAGCAGCAACAAAUGUUCAAUCAUCAAAACGCAAACCUACAACAGCAACCAAGCGCAUCUGUGUCUAUGCAGCAAUCGAAUCAGCUUCCUGCACCACCUGCAGCAUUAUCCUUGCCAGCAACACGAAUUGAGGUGGAAAAACCGAAAAAGGAACGUCGAAAUAAGAAAAAAGUAAAACCAAUACCGCCACCGGUGGCUACGGCAGCACCGAUGAUUCUUCAACCAAGUACGCCAACUGUAAGCCAAGUGCCAAUUCCUUCCAGCACUCCAACAGCGACAACGAUCGCUACCGAACGAUCAUCCAAUUCUCCUUCGUCGUACAGCAAUACGCACACACCUACGGGGAAAUUAGACUUGGCAAAUCUGAUGAAAAUUUCUGGUAUCGGCAUCGAUGACGAUGAUUUGAUGGAUACAGAUGAACCACCGCCCUUACUGGCCACCACUAGCAAUCAUCCAACAGUUGGAGUAGAGUAUCCUUCAAAUAUUGUGAUACAACAUAAUGAGUCGUUAAAUACUACCAGUAAUUCUGCCGGAGGGACUACAGGACAGCAACAUCCUUUAAAGGAUGCUAUGUCGUCCGUCUCGUUGGUUAGUUCUGGAGUGCAGCCGGUUACUGGUCAGGUACUCGUACAAUCUCAGCAACAACAACACCAGCAACCUGGUCUAAUGGCAAACCAAUCCGUUGGUGGAGGUGCUGGCAGUGAUAUCAUGAUUACAAUACCUUCCACCGUUGGCUCGGAGAAUGUGGAAUUUCCUUACACAAUAUCGAUACCUACAUCCGGUAUAGAAAGGUCACAGGAGAAAAAAGUGUCACCUGACGUCAAUUGUACCCCUCCCGUUCAGACGAUUACAGGUGGCACUCCUAGUGCUAUGACAAGCCAACAACAACAAGAUGCGCCUUCGUUCAUGAUCACGAUCGAUCCAACAAGUGAUUCCAGUUCCGGACAAGCUUCAUAUACAGUCUCGUUGCCAAGAUUUGGUAGCGGAGCAAAUGAUGAUUCGAAAGUUGUCAACAUUGCCACCGUUGCUCCAACAGCUAGCGUACAAGCUAUUAAUACUACAACGACGGCCUCGAUGGCCACUUCAAAUGCUAGCGGCAUGCAACAGAACAAUACGAUAUGUGUGAACAGCUUGAUGAAUAACGUUUUAAACAAUACGCAAGUAACGCCAACCCUGCAGAGCCAAAUCAACGAAAUACAGAAUCAACUGAUCGCCGAAGCACAGCCGCAUCUUGUUGUUCCGUCGUCGAAAUCAUCAAACAUUGUAUCUGCGUCUAUAGUUCCCACAUCGCAACAUCAACAAAUGUUAACGACAAUGGCACCGCACAGUGGGACAACUGCAUCGGCAUCCUCUGUCGGAACAACGACGACUACAUCCAUUGUGAUAUCCACGAACAGUAGUAAAAUAUUAUCCGUUCCCUCGCCCUCUCCGAAGAAGAAAUCGGUCGCAAUCGCCAAUAACAAUGUCGGAAGUGGAGCAAUGAACAAGAAAAAUGGGAAAAAGUUGGAAAAAUCUUUCGACACGAUUGGUACGACCAGUGCGGUGCCAACGCAAAUAGGAAAUAUUCAAAUUUCACAAGUUGACGGUACAACAGCCAAUCAGAACAAGGCGGUUAAGGGUGGCACCAUCAACAACCAAAUACAGAUUACUCCGAUCAUUGACAGCAAAGUGGUGAACGCAGUGGGUGCUCAAUAUCCAAACCUUACUCAAAUGCAGUCCUCGGUUAGUCAACCACAAUCGACUGUCACAAUUCAGAGCCAAAUACAAACACCGCAGCAACAACAGAGCCAUACUAUUCAUUCAUCAAUGUGUGGAGGCUCUGUAUCCCAGCAUCAACAACAGUCGCAACAGUCGCAUGCGAUUCAAUCUGUACCAACUUCGAUACAAUCGAGCGUGGUAGCAGGAGGUGGUGGUGUAGUGUUCACUACACAGCAGCAACAGCCAUCAGUCGUAGCAACACCUACUGUCCAGUUGAAUCAAACAUCCAUCACGCCAACAUCAAUAAUACAGCAACCACCAGUUCCACCGCCGCCAGUUACAACGGCACAAGGAAUACUUGCUCAACUGACUGGUAGUUUAAGUUUAUCGUUGGCAGAAAAUGGUCAGCUCAUUUUAAAGCACGACAUAAACCAACCGCAAACUCCGGAAUCGCAAACUAUCCUGCAGGCUAUUCUGUCUGGUGCCUUGGGUAAUAUAACUUUGGUAAACGAGCCAUCCAAACCGCAAGCUACAUUAGCAAACAGCGCCAUACCGGCCAAUAUUGCCCCCAUACAACAACAGCACACUACAGCACCCAUUACACAGCAGCAAGCACCAGGACAUCAUCAGAUCGUGGUGUCGGCACAGUCUUUGCCACAACAAAACAAAAAUAUUGCUGCUGUUAGUGGACAGGUGCAGCAGAAAACGCAGGGCACCACAACUGUGACUAUUCAAACUGGUCAUCAACAGCUUCAACUUCAACAACAACAACAGCUGCAACAACAUCAACAACACCAGCUGCAACAACAACAUCAGCUACAUCAGCAACAACAACAAAUGCAACACCAGCAACAACAGAUCCAACAACAGCAAUUUUUACAACAGCAGACGGUCUCGCCAGCCUUUACGUCGCAGCCAUCUACCACAACGCCAACCAUGCAACAACACAUACAGACUGCUGGUGGGAAUAAUCAGACUCAUUUGGUCAACACGCAUCAGUCGCAGACACAAAAUCUGAAGCAUGUUCGUAAGCCAGAAACGAGCAUCGAACCAGUAUUGAAUCACCAACAACCUUUACCGGCUCAGCCCCAACAGCAACAACAAACGGUUUUGGUCAACCCGAAUGCGCCAAAACUUGUAGAGCUACCGAAGGUUGGGCCUAAUCAGCAGCUGUUCUCCCUCAACACAUUGACUAAUCAGAUUACACAGUUAAGUCCAGGACAAACAACGGCCGCUCUUGGACCAAUGGAGCGCGUGUUGAUCGUGCCAACAGGAAUCAACGCGCAACAGUUAGCACAAUGCCUGAUGCAAGGACAAAUUCAUUUCAACAACAUCGGACAAGUGACUCAGUCCAGCGAAACGAGACCAACAUCGACGCUAACGCAAUCGCAACAACUUUCACAAUCUUCUACGUCAUCUACGACAACGGUCCAAAAGGGUAUGGCAAGUUCUCAAACGGCUGUAGAGCAGCAACAAACAACUAAUCAAGCAACGAAAGGGCCACAAAUCGUUACUAACCCCGGAGGCAAUACUAUUAACUCAAAAAUAAUAAGCAACAGCAGCAAUGUAACGAAUUCGAACAAUGCCACUGCCACAAAUACCGGAACGAUCGUGAAGGAGAAACCGAAACGCAAUCGAUCGAAAAAACAGGAUAAAGUACAACCAUCGGCCAGCCCCUCGAAAUCAACGGUAAUUAAAGUUAACACCAUGUCUAGCGGUUAUCCAUCGAGUGUUGUUCUGCAACCUGGUCAACAUGCACAACCAAUACUUGGAGAAAAUGGUACCAAGAUAGGCACCAAAAUAGUUGGCACAGUGAACCCAAACAACUUUGUAACCAACAGUUUACAACAACAGCAACUGCAGCACCAACAACAACCGCAGCCGCAGCAACAACAGCAGCAGCAACAGCAACAACAGCAACAGCAGCAACAGCAGCAACAGCAACAGCAGCAUCAUCAUCAGCAGCAGCAGCACCAACAGCAACAACAACAAAUGCAACAGGUCCAACAACCUGUCCAGCCGCCACUGGUUGCACAAGUGCAUCCGCAACAACAUCAAGCGCUGAAAACACCUACCACAAUGGCGAUGGUUGUGAAAGGUACCAUUGGAUCCACUACAGUAACUGCAACAAAUUCUGCCAUCAAUAAUGUAACCGUUACUGCGACAGCAGUCAAAAAGGGCAGAACUAAUGCUACACAACAACAGCAACUUCUAAAUCAAGCACCACAACAGCAAAUGCCUCCUUUGGUUAGUGUCAAUUCAAUGGUCCCAGCCCCGGCAUCGCUUAGCAGCAGUUCUUCGAUGGCUGUUGGAACUCCAACGGUAGUACCACGUGUACAAACAAUUCAGUUGACUCCUCAGAAGCAGCAACAUUUGAAGAACGUGCAACAACAGAUUCAGCAACUAUCGACCAAACUACAAAAUAAGAAUCUUUUGUCAUCCCUUUUGAUUCCGGCGGAGUGUGAUGCUUCAAAUCCAAUUCAUAACAAACCUUUGCCAUCGAUAAAGAAUAUACAGACAAUGUCGGACAAGGAAAUUUGCAACGUACUGCAACGAUUGUUUGUGGAACAGCAAAAGAUCUUGUCGACUGGAAAGAUUAUUCCAACCAUCCCCACGGGGCAUACUUUUGCCAGUUCAUCCACACAACAGGCAAUCCCGCCACCACCGACACCGAUUAGUAACAGCCAAAGCCUUAGUGAAACAAUAACUGGUUCUGUUCCUAACGCUAGUGCGGAACAGAAAUCUCAACAGGCAAUAAUAACACCGAUCACAGUUACUCCUAGCAGUGGCACGUCCAUCUUUCACGGUGGUGCUGUUAGUAGUGGAGCUUCUGUUACUUCUUCUCAGAUAAUUGGCAAACAUGAACUGCUUGUCCCUCUUUCAUCGGCUGCAGGUGCUAACAUGAGUGUACUUACAUCUGGUGCGAUUACAAGCGUUGCGCCAUCUGUGGCUCACUCAUCUAUGUCCAUUACGAUCACAAGCAGUACCUUACCGAUGCAAAGUGUUGGUAGUGUACAGAAAUUUGGAACAAGUGCUAAGCAGACCACAACGAUCAUUCCAAUAACCUCUACACUGCAGCCACCGUCUACUUCAGGAUCCAGUCCACAGGUUCUUAAAUCGGUCAACUCGACGACGACAGUUGCAUCGGCUACGAACAAUGCUAGUGCUGCAAAAAGCAUCACAGUUCCAGCAGGAACGAUCGUUCCGAAACACAUUAUGCUGUCCACUGGUGGUACUACGCAGGGGAACUCUUCUGUAAUGCCUCCUUUGCAUACACUUGUGCCAACGACGCAGCAACAGGUGAAUGUACCAGGGCCUUUGGUUAACAAGCUUGAAAGCAAUAGCAGUGGCAGUAAUGCUUCUAGUGUAAACAUAAACCAUCAACAAUCGAUGGCUACAAAUCAGAUGACUGCUUCGGUUGCGUUAAACAGUACGAAUCGUUCCAACACUCCCGUUCCUCCACCACUUGUCGCAACACUUCCCGGUGGUGGUCAGUUGAAAACGUUGGCUGGUGCUGCUGGUCAUGGCAACUCUUCUAUUGUGAUCGUUGGUGGAUCACAUGCCAUUUUGAGUGGUUCACCGCAAAUGAUCGCACAAACAGCUGCUAGAAUUCAGCAGCAGCAGCUGCAACAACAGCAACAUCAACAGCAGCAACAACAGAUGCACGCUCAAGCUGGUAAUGUUCUUCUAACUAAUCCAACUUCGGUACCAGCAACUUCGACAUCCACUUCAUCUCCCGUGAUGGCUGCAAUUGCCCCAUUGCGUACAUCGGUAUCAUCGACAUCAUCACUGGCAACGUCUGCGUUACCACCUCCGUUGGUUCCGUCCAGUGUCAGCAGUAGCAGCACGAUUCCAUUCAGUGCUGGUGGUAAUAGCGGGAGCUUCCCUUUGCCGGUUAUUAACAGUACCAGUAGUGCGACAGUGACUAGUGCUAACAACUCAACUGCAAUCGCAACAAUGGCAACAUUGGCAUCCUUUCCAACGACAACAACAACCGCAAAUGCUCUCUCAUCGGCCGUUGUGGCUGCUUCGGCUAUGAAUAACAAUUCAAGCACACCGGCCGUUAUUAUCGCCGCUCCUGCGGGUACUUCUCCAUCCACCCCGAUGACGUACAUCACUACAAACGUACCAAAUAGUCCAGCUGUAAAAGUACCCCGUGCAAGUUUGUUUGAAAUCCAGAUACAGAAAGACCAGGAUGCUUGCACGAAACCGGACACUAACACACCGUUUGGUAGCAAACAGGAUGCUAUUAAGCGACUGAUACGCUACCACUGCAUGUACGAAGAGAAGUGCGAAGAGAAUGAAGAGGAAGAAUUACAGUUCGAGACGACAGCCGAAUGGUUCCCGGAAGCGUUCCGGACGAUGCUCAGUCGCUAUCAACGGUUGAUGAUCAAUGAAUCGAUGCGUGAAGUACGCACUUCGGAACUGAUGUUGGUGAACAAACUUUUUAAGGCAGACAUAACUCAAGAGAUCGAAGAAAUGCAAGAGCAUCUUCGAGAAGCCGAAAUUCUCGCUUUGCCCUCGAAGGAGGGUGCAGAGGACGUAAUAUGUGUAUCAUCGUCCGAUGAAGAGAAACCUAAAUGUAAAGAGCUUUCCUCUGCGCCACACCAAAGCGAAUCUCCGAUUCUGCCGUUAACGCUACCAGAAGUUCCCGGUAACGAUGCAAGUCCAGGCGGUUUGCGCAGACCCGAUUCGUGCAAUUAUAUAUCGGAUUCUACUUCUCUGAACGGACCAUCAAAUGUGAACGCCAGUCUAACGGAAACUGCACGAUCAAGCUCAUUGACGUGUAAAUCUUUAGCGAAUAGUGAAUUAUCUCUUCAGAGCGCAUUCCAAAAGAUCAAUAGUACUACGGCAGCCAUGCAUUCUACGGGGCAGAUACAGUCUGCAGUUGCAAAACAAGAAAUAGUUAAUUUCAAUCGAAAUAACACCAGUCGAAAUAGCACCCCAUGGAGUGAUGCGAUUAAAAAGAAUGUACAGACAGCGACGAAUAGUUACGAUGAUAUUGAAAGUGAAAUUACACCAAGUUUCAUCAUGAAGAAGGCUGACGGCGGCGUUAUGAGUGAAGAGAAAAAGCGGGACAGUUCGAACAUCCCGCCUCACGGUUCAUCAUCAGGCAUGGUAACAUCAAUAGCCCCACCAACAUUACGCUAUUUCAAUCAGGUACAGGUACCAUCAGAACAAAAGAAUUGCAUAGCAGAGAAGCCUGAUAAUAGUCAGCUUCAAUCGUCAUGUGAAACUGGUUCAUCCAUUGUAACAUCUCAACUCACAUCCACAAAGCAAUCGGUAGAUCACAACGAUUCGGCAUAUGAUGAGUGGAUGUGUUUCCCAAAAGAUCUUGCCUACUUCACUGGAAGUAGCGAUGGGAAUGGUACGAAUGAAGUAGAAAGUGCAAGCAUGCGGAUAGGAAGUAACAAUGCUAUUCCUAAUCUAAGCAUCGAUCCCACAGGAAGAAGAAAAACAACAGAAGAAGAGAUUCACGAAAUGUUUCAUUCGAACGAUUCUAAGAGUGUCGAUAAACAGUUGGAGCAGCUGUUCAACGCAACUGCUGACGAUAAACCAUCAUCUACAGCAUCUCGGGUCGAUUCGCCACUGACCGAAUUUCUCAACAACCAUCAGCGAAACACAGGAGUAACUAGCAAUGCAGAAGUGUGUGGAGGUCAGGCGACGAAAAGUGUCGAAACACGUUUAGAUGCGUUGUUUGGCGGUUGUGAGACCAUAUCUCGCCAUGGAGGUACCGUUUCCUCUGCUUCUGAUCCGAGAGCGUCUGGGAUUAACGAGAAAACGGAUGAUAUGAUGGUAUCUCGUCACUGGUCCACUUCCGUAUUUCAAUCAUCACAGGAAGAAGAGGAAUCGACUUCCGAUUCAUUUUUGCACAAAUCAUCGGCCAACAGCUUCGAAGUUCUUCAACAGCAGCAUUCAUCAGUCGGCGGAACACAAAAACGACACUGGACGGGUGUGGUAACGAGUGGUAAUAGCACAGCGGGAAUUGGCUCUACUGCCAAUAUUUUGUAUUCUAAUGAAUCAUCGGAAAAUGAAUCGAUAAGCCCUAAUAAGCGGCAGUGUAUGUCGCUUGGUCGCAACGAAAAACAGCUCGACGAUAACAGCAGAGCUAAUGUGAAAAGUGAUGACCACCGUUGGUUGAUGGAGUGUACCGGAAACAGCGAACGCUCCAGUCAAGCAAGCUCUCAAAUGCAGCCAAUGGGAACGGUCAGCUCGAAUGGUUCGAUACAGAAGCCCGCUCAAGGUAACGAUCACAUUCUUGUAAACAAUGGUAGUAACAACAGCAUUGGUAGCACCGACAUUAAUAUUGGAUGUGGCUCAAUAGUAACUAGUGUUGGAGGUGGUGGUGGUGGUGAUUGUAGAGUAAUUAGUCCUGAUGGGGUUAUAAUUGGUAACUGUCGAAAUGGUUCCAACGGCAAUCCGCUAGUCGAUCAGAUGAAUGGUGAAGAUGACGGGCUGUCGACAGCAACUAAUAUUAUGCUGGGUAGGAUGGGCAACAAUAACAACCACAAUAAUAACAAUAAUAACAUCAAUCAUCAUCAUGAUCAUCAUCAUCAUCACGGAGUGUCCAAACGAACCUCGUGGAACGGUGACAUCUUGCUAGCAUCGGCUACAGCAGAAGAUGUAGAUCAUCAUCAUGGAAGCGUGCUAGAUAUGCUCGAAACUAAUCUUAGCCUAAGCCUAAAUAAUCUUAACAGCAUAUGUAGCUCGGGCUUGCUGGACAACGGUGGCGAUCCUAGUGAAACGGAACCACUUUCUCAUCACCAUUCCCACCAUGGACAACAGCCAGAGGAACAACUUCAUCAUCACCAGCAGCAGCAACAAUCACAUCUUUUGCAUCCUAAUCACAUAUCGCACAAUCACACUUCCCAUAGUUUGCAUCACCAUCACAACCACAACCAUCACCCACACCCGCACCGUCAUAUGCAUCCAGUAGUGGACGGAGCAUCAUCUGGUCCAGAAGAUGCCGUGGUUGGUGUUGGACGGAAAGGAAAUAAGAGUUGUUUCAACGAAGCUAAUGACAUGAUGCAUGCUGGUGGGUCGAACACAGGCCCCAUUCCAGGAGAUGAUGCAACUAAUAAUCUUAUUCUCUGUGGUGGUGAUGGUGUUGGUGGUAGUAGUAGCACCCGUCUUAGUAGUAACAAUGAUCACAAUAAAAUCAACUAUCUCGAUCGUGAUCUUCUAGGCUUGGACCCUUCUGAACAUCACGCAUCUCAUCAUCAUCACGGUAUUGAUGAAAGCAGUAGAACGCCAGUGAUCAAUUCCGUGCAUGCCCAUCACCAUCAGCAUAAUCCUGGAUCGGGAGCUAUAAUGAAUGAACCGAUAACGAUAGGAGGUAAAGAUUCAAUCCAUAUGCCACCGGGCAUGAUGGGAGACGAAGAACCAUCGUUCCAUGAGCAUCACCAAGAGCAGCAACAGCAACAACAGCAGCAGCAACAUCACCAUCAUCAUCACCAUCAUCAUCAGCACCAUCAGCAAACAAUCCAUGAUCUCCAUCAGUUCAAUCAUAUCUCAUUCGAUACGAUGGGAAUGCCGAAUUUUGAGGAAGAUAUCAACCGGCAGGUGCAGAAUGCGAUCGAUAGUAUCUUGAAUCUACAAAGCAACGAGACGGACGGUUCCUUGAACUACUCGCUCGAUAAUUCCUUCCUUCCCGAUAGUCCACUAUCGAGUGGACUAGGAAACUCCGUCAAUCCAUCACUCUUAGGUGUGAUUCACCAUCCGCACACGGAUGCGCCACUCUCGAACCAUCAUCCGGUGACGCACCUACAGUCCCAUGCUCAGCAACAUGCUCCUCGUCAACAAUCGUCAUCAAUGCCGGCUGUCCAGCAGCACGUUGGCAUGAAACGAAAGUAUCCCACUGACUGCCCAUCGCCCAUGGUUGGUGUAUCGCCCGAUGAUGGUAGUCCGAUGGGACCCGGCAGCAGUGGUAGUAGUAACAGUAAUAAUAGUACCAUCAGUAGCCUGAGUAGCAACACCACCGGGAGCACCGGAAGCGGCACCAGUGGUGCUAGUUUGCUCGGUGUGACGAACCACCACUUUGGUGUGACCGCAACCGAUGGAGAUCCGUUGAAGACGAUCAUAAAAUCUUGA
Anopheles marshallii is the source of this 12498-nucleotide messenger RNA. Its product is annotated as platelet binding protein GspB-like. Gene Ontology annotation, cellular component: SWI/SNF complex. Gene Ontology annotation, biological process: positive regulation of DNA-templated transcription. The transcript has 7 exons. The coding region runs from base 1 to 12498 and encodes 4165 amino acids. Lineage: Eukaryota; Metazoa; Arthropoda; Insecta; Diptera; Culicidae. The record is from RefSeq and is a predicted model, not a curated record.